CAGUCAGACACAGGGACAGUCAGACACAGGGACAGUCAGACAGAGGGUCAGUCAGACACAGGGACAGUCAGACAGAGGGCAACAAGGAGGGCACAAGAGGCACCAGUGGGGGCACCUGCCUGUAGCACCCAUGUCUCCAUCUCGUCUGUGCUGUUUGCUCCUACUCACUCUCGCAGUGCUUGGGAAGAGAGAUAAUGCAGUAGCGGAAGAUGUAACUUCAGCAUCUGGAAUUCAACAUGUAAACCAAACAAUUGAUGGAAAGGAGACAGAACAACCAAAAGGAUCAGAAGGGAAAGAUAUGUCAUCAGCAACAACUGGAAACCAAUACUGGAGCCAAACAGUCAAUGUAAAAGACAUGGAGCGAUCAGGGAUGUCACAAGGAACAGAGAGAGACCCUGUCAGUGCAGAGACUCCGUCUGCUACAGAGAUACCAGCCCAGUGUUCCCUGUCACAGAUAAAUGGAAUAUACAGGGGAGUCAAGGAACUUUAUGUCCCAGAGGAAUCAGUGACAGUGUGGUGUAUGGAGGGAUAUUACCCUAUAGCAAAGACAAUAAAAUGUAUGAGGAAUGGGACGAGCACCACGUGGGAUAAUCAUGUUCCCUGUACAGAGCAAUGUAAGAAAUCUCUUCUCCGCAUGGAUCCAAAUGUGCAGCUUGUUCCUGAUAAUGAUUAUUAUUUGCCCAAUACUGAGGUGUCUGUGAGCUGUAAAGAAGGAUAUAAAGCUUCACCCAACACAAUAACAUGUAAAUCUGAACAUGAUAAGUCUGUGUGGGAUGUAACAGACAUUCAAUGUGUGGCCCAGUGUCCCCUGUCACAGAUAAAUGGAACAAACAGGACUGAGGGAGACAAGGAAUAUUAUGACCCAGAGGAAUCAGUGACAGUGUGGUGUAUGCAGGGAUAUUACCCUAAGGACAAGACAAUUACAGUAAAAUGUAUGAGGAAUGGGCCGAGCACCACGUGGGAUAAUCGUGUUCCCUGUACAGAGCAAUGUAAGAAAUCUCUUCUCCGCAUGGAUCCAAAUGUGCAGCUUGUUCCUGAUAAAGAUUAUUAUUGGCCCAAUACUGAGGUGUCUGUGAGCUGUAAAGAAGGAUAUAAAGCUUCACCCAACACAAUAACAUGUAAAUCUGAACAUGAGAAGUCUGUGUGGGAUGUAACAGACAUUCAAUGUGUGGAACAAUGUGCAAAGCCGACAGGAUCAGGAAUCAAUUCAUUUUCUCUGAACAAAGAUUUCUAUGAUCGUGGUGAAUCUGUAACAGUGACCUGUGCCUGGGGGUAUCAGUCUGUAUCUCAGACAAUUAGAUGUAGGAAGAAUGGAACUCACAGUUACUGGAAUGUGUCGGAUCCCUGUAUUGAACAAUGUGCAAAGCCAACAGGACCAGGAAUCAAUUCAUUUUCUCUGAACAAAGAUUUCUAUGAUCGUGGGGAAUCUGUAACAGUGACCUGUGCCCGGGGGUAUCAGUCUGUAUCUCAGCCAAUUAGAUGUAGGAAGAAUGGAACCCACAGUUACUGGAAUGUGUCGGAUCCCUGUAUUGAAAAAUGUGCAAAGCCAACAGGACCAGGAAUCAAUUCAUUUUCUCUGAACAAAGAUUUCUAUGAUCGUGAGGAACCUGUAACAGUGACUUGUGCCCCCAGAUAUCAGUCUCUGUCUCAGACAAUUAGAUGUAAGAACAAUGGAACCCACAGUUACUGGAAUGUGUUGGAUCCCUGUAUUGCUUUCAAGGUAACUGCAAGUGUCACUCCCACCAACAUCUCCCUCCAAUGGGAAUGUGAGCCUGGGCCCUGCCAAUCAUACUGGGACAUCAGUGUCUCCUAUUGGCCAAAGGGGAAAAGGAAAGAAGAGAAAGAGAUACAGAAAAUUAUAAAGGGAGUGACAAUCAGUGAGUUACAGUCGUACACUGAGUAUAACAUCAUUAUCUGGGGGUACAGAGGAGAGAAACGGACAGAACUGGAGAGAAGAACCAUCAAGACAGAGGAAUCAGCUCCUGGGAAACCAAAUUUCACUCAGUAUCCGAGUAUUAAUGAUAUUAAUACACUAAAAUGGAGACUGUCAGAGACACAUGGAGUCCUUACUAAAUAUCAGCUGAACAUCUCGGCCCAUAGAGAAUACAACAUUUCCUUCCAUGAAACACAAUCUCAUUGGCUGCGACCCAACGUGUCUGAGUUUAAUGUGACGCUCAAACAUGGAACCAACUACAAUGUGACUCUCCAAGGCUUCACUUCAGCUGGACCUGGGGAACCUGCAGUCUGGACUCAUGAGACUCCUAUAGCAGAACCUCUGGAGCCCCAAAAGAAUGAGAUAACAUUAGACAAACAGACGGCCAAGUUUAUUCUUCAUCCUGUUCCCAAUCAGCACGGACCAAUCAGUUCCUAUGAGAUAAUCAUUGGCACAGACUGGAAUGGGAAUAUAAGCCAAUCAUGCACCAGUUACAACAGCACCAGAUACAACUCCAGCCAUAGUCUGUACACGGCACUGCUACUCCCAGCUGAGAAUGUUACACAGAGUAGGAACCUGAUCCUCGGGGAUGGACUGCACUAUGGCAGCUUCUACAAUGCUCCUCUGAGCCCAGAUCAGAAUUACACAGUGUAUGUGAGAGUCACCAGCACAUGGAAGAAGGUGAAUAAAUCGUCCUGCACCAGAUUUCAGUCCUUCCUCAUUGCAGGAACUCUGCCCCUCCCACCUGCACUGAUUGGUGGACUUGCAGGGGCCGGGGCCCUCCUGCUGCUCCUGGUGGCCCUGCUGGUCUUCUGCAAACUGGGAUUGGUCAGAUCUGCUAAGUGUCAGUCUCCUUUUGGCAAAUCCAAUGGGAUCCCAAUGAGCAAAAGGAAUGAUCAGGGGAAGAAGAAGAGAGACAUCCCAGUCAAUGAUCUACUUGAGGUUGUAAAAAGGUUUCGGAGUGAGGAGCUGUUAGUUAGUGAAGAGGGUGACGAGGAGAAUUCCAACAUGUUGCCUGUGGGGCGCCCCAAAGAAUUCAAGGAACUGCCCUCGGGCCCCUUGUACCCCUGUGCCACUGCCUCGUCUGAGCAGAACAAAACUAAGAACCGAUACAAAAAGGUUAUCCCUUAUGAUAACUCCCGUGUGAUUCUGCGCUCAAACCCCUCAGGGUGGGAUUAUAUCAAUGCCUCGUACAUAGAUGGUUACAAAGACCCCAAAUUCUUCAUAGCUACCCAAGGUCCCCUCCCAGAGACGUUGGCAGAUUUCUGGCACAUGGUUUGGCAGGAGAAGAGCUCGGUCAUUGUGAUGCUGACGGGUUUAGAGGAGCAGAACAAGGUGAAAUGUGAGCGUUAUUGGCCAGAAGAGAUCCAGACAUAUGGAGACAUCAGAGUUUCAGUAGAAAGUACGACCCAGACAGGAGCCUUCGUUACCCGCAGCUUCACCCUACAGAAGGUGGGAGGCUCAGCCCAGAGGACAGUAGAACAACUGCAUUACCUGCAAUGGCCGGACCAUGGAGUUCCCAGUAAGUCAGCUGGGCUUCUGCAACUGAUAGAACAGAUGAACAAGUGCAAGCUUCCUGGGUCAGGCCCAGUUAUAGUGCAUUGCAGUGCAGGGAUUGGUCGGACGGGCACGCUGCUGGCGCUAGACAUUCUGCUGAAGAGGGCACGGGCAGAGGGCAAGGUGAAUGUGUAUGACUGUACCUUCCAGAUGCGCAGGAGACGCCUCAAUAUGGUACAGAACCAGGGCCAGUACCUGUUCCUCUAUGACGUGUUGCUGGAGACAAUUGUGUGUGGUUCCACCAGUCUGCCAAUAGAGGGAGUCCUGACUCACAUGCGCCAGAUGCACACGCUGGAUCCUCUAACCAACACAUCCGGCUUCACCAGGGAAUUCCAGGCAGUGGAGAAACUAACAGAACUGUAUAGAAUCUGCUCGUACAGAGAAGCCCAAAAACGUGAGAAUCACUGCAAGAAUCUUCAUCCCGACAUCAUUCCAGAUGAUCACUCUCGUCCAAUCCUAAUGUCUGUGAUGGACCAACAUGGCGCCCCUGGUUACAUCAAUGCUGUGUUUAUAAAUUCCAACAGCCAAGAGGAUCUGUUCAUUGUCACUCAGCUGCCCAAAUGGGAGACUGUGUCGGAUCUCUGGUCCCUGGUGUGGGAUUACAGAUGCACCUCCAUCAUUGUGAUGCACCCGGCGCAGGACAUACGGGAGCUUUGCCCUCACUUCUGGCCUGAGUCUGGGGAAUCAACUUACAGCAACUUCCGGGUCAAGAAGAUUUCCAACCUGAGAGACAGCGGCUUCUCUGGGGCGACACUUCACUUGCAGCAUAAGAAAGAGCCCAACCUUGAGGUGCAGCUCUGGCAUCUGGACUCUUGGCCUAAGAAUAAAGCUGUUCCACAGAACCCGGGGGCCAUCAUUAGCCUCAUUGGCAAAGUGGAGCGUCUGCAGCAGCAGGACAAAGAGACUCAUGUACUCGUGAUGUGUGGUGACGGGGCGACUCGGUCAGGUAUUGUCUGUGCUGCAAGUGUUAUAUGUGACCAGAUCCGAAGUGAUGGAUUCCUGGAUGUCUCCCAAUCAGUGAGAUCCCUCAAGAAACGGAGGAGACAACUCAUUCCUAAUGUAGAUCAGUACUCGUUCUGUUACUCACUGGCUAAGACUUAUUUGGAUUCCUUCGAGACAUAUGGGAAUUUCCAGUAGAAUUCCGGAGCUGUUGGAUUUGGGUCAUUAUUGGGGUCCCCCGAGCUGCACUGCUGAUAUUCAGUUCUGUAUAUAUGAAAUGUUCUUUAUAUUUCUGACCAAUAAACAUAAAUAUUUCAUGGAAUGAAGACAUUAAAUGAUAAUAAAGUUAUUUUAUGGAUUUAAUUAUAAGACAUUGUUGUAAAAGGGUUUAACCAA
This is a messenger RNA of Xenopus laevis (African clawed frog), 4825 nucleotides long. Its product is annotated as receptor-type tyrosine-protein phosphatase T-like. Lineage: Eukaryota; Metazoa; Chordata; Amphibia; Anura; Pipidae. The record is from RefSeq and is a predicted model, not a curated record. The coding region runs from base 131 to 4627 and encodes 1498 amino acids. The transcript has 34 exons.